CGGCGCGCCAUGGAGCUCUCCCCGUCCUCCGCCGGGGCCGGCGACGCGUUGUCCUGGCCGGACGUGUACUCGGGACUCGACUCGGACUCGCCCCUGCCCCCGGAUGAGCUGGACUCGGGCGUCCCCCUCAGUAGUGCGGUGGCCGGAGGCAUGCUGGAUCGGAUCCUGCUGGAAUCAGUGUGCCAGCAGCAGAGCUGGGUCCGGGUGUACGAUGUGAAAGGACCACCCACUCACCGUUUGUCAUGUGGCCAGUCACCCUAUACUGAAACAACAACAUGGGAGCGGAAGUAUUGCAUCCUCACAGAUAGCCAGUUGGUAUUGCUCAACAAAGAAAAGGAGAUACCAUUGGAGGGGGGACAGGACCAGCAGACAGAUUCUACCAAAGGGAGAUGCCUACGGAGAACUGUCAGUGUCCCCUCGGAGGGUCAGUUCCCUGAAUACCCACCAGAUGGCGCAGCCAAACUGGAGGUGCCAGCAGAAAGGUCCCCACGAAGACGGAGCAUCUCAGGGACCAGCACAUCAGAGAAACCCAAUUCCAUGGAUGCUGCAAAUACUUCACCAUUCAAAGUACCAGGAUUCUUCAGCAAACGCUUGAAAGGCUCUAUAAAGAGGACCAAAAGCCAAUCAAAACUUGACAGGAACACAAGUUUCCGGCUCCCAUCACUUCGCAACACAGAUGACAGGUCUCGUGGACUACCCAAGCUAAAAGAAUCUCGUUCCCAUGAAUCUUUGCUCAGCCCGUGCAGUGCUGUAGAAUGUCUGGACCUUGGCAGAGGAGAGCCAGUAUCAGUCAAACCACUGCAUAGCAGCAUCCUUGGGCAGGACUUCUGCUUUGAGGUUACCUACUUGAGUGGAAGUAAAUGUUUUAGCUGUAAUUCAGCUUCAGAGAGAGACAAGUGGAUGGAAAAUCUACGCCGGACAGUACAACCCAAUAAGGACAAUUGUAGAAGGGCUGACAAUGUUUUACGGUUGUGGAUUAUUGAAGCCAAGGACCUGGCCCCCAAAAAGAAGUAUUUCUGUGAGCUGUGCCUUGAUGAUACUCUUUUUGCUCGAACAACUAGCAAGACCAAAGCAGACAAUAUUUUCUGGGGUGAACAUUUUGAAUUCUAUAGCCUUCCCCCUCUCCAUAGUAUCACAGUUCACAUUUAUAAGGACAUGGAAAAAAAGAGAAAAAAGGACAAGAAUAAUUAUGUCGGACUCGUCAACAUACCCACAGCCAGUGUGACUGGCCGCCAGUUUGUGGAGAAAUGGUACCCUGUGAGCACACCUACACCCAACAAAGGAAAGACUGGAGGCCCUUCCAUUCGGAUUAAGUCACGUUUCCAGACUAUCACCAUUCUACCUAUGGAGCAGUAUAAAGAAUUUGCCGAAUUUGUUACCAGCAACUACACCAUGUUGUGCUCUGUCCUAGAACCUGUGAUUAGUGUGCGGAACAAAGAAGAGCUGGCUUGUGCCUUGGUGCACAUUCUUCAGAGUACUGGCAGGGCCAGGGAUUUUCUGACAGAUCUGGUGAUGUCUGAGGUGGAUCGGUGUGGAGAACAUGAUGUAUUGAUCUUCAGGGAGAACACAAUUGCCACCAAAUCCAUUGAGGAAUAUCUCAAGUUGGUGGGACAGCAAUAUCUCCAUGAUGCGCUCGGGGAGUUCAUCAAGGCUCUGUAUGAGUCAGAUGAGAAUUGUGAAGUGGAUCCCAGCAAAUGUUCAUCCAGUGAACUAUUUGACCACCAAAGUAACCUGAAAAUGUGCUGUGAGCUGGCUUUUUGCAAAAUCAUCAACUCUUACUGUGUUUUCCCCCGUGAACUGAAAGAAGUGUUUGCAUCAUGGAAGCAACAGUGCCUAAACAGAGGCAAGCCAGACCUCAGCGAGCGUCUCAUCAGUGCUUCGUUGUUCCUCCGCUUCCUGUGCCCAGCUAUCAUGUCCCCCAGUCUCUUCAGCCUUAUGCAGGAGUAUCCUGAUGACCGGACAGCUAGGACUUUAACACUGAUUGCCAAGGUUAUUCAGAACCUUGCAAAUUUUGCAAAGUUUGGUAACAAAGAGGAAUACAUGGCUUUCAUGAAUGAUUUCUUAGAGCAUGAGUGGAGUGGAAUGAAGCGCUUUCUUCUGGAAAUUUCUAACCCAGACACCAUCUCAAAUACCCCUGGCUUUGAUGGCUACAUUGAUCUGGGCAGAGAGCUUUCUGUUUUGCAUUCUUUAUUAUGGGAAGUUGUUUCCCAACUUGAUAAGGCGACUGUGGCAAAAUUGGGACCACUUCCUCGUGUACUUGCUGAUAUUACCAAGUCACUAACUAAUCCUACACCAAUACAGCAGCAACUGAGACGCUUCACUGAACAUAAUUCCAGCCCAAAUGUCAGUGGCAGUCUCUCCUCAGGGCUGCAGAAGAUAUUUGAGGACCCCACUGACAGUGAUUUACACAAAUCAAAGUCCCCAACCCAGGAAAACACAGAUAGUUAUUUUAGAGGUAAAACAUUACUAUUGGUUCAGCAAGCAUCCUCCCAAAGCAUGACUUAUUCAGAAAAAGAUGAAAAGGAAAAUGGACUUCCUAAUGGAAGGAGUAUUUCACUUAUGGAUCUUCAGGACCCCCAUGCUGCUCAAAUGGACCAUUCAUCCAUUAUGCUGGAUGUGCCCAUGCGUUUGACCGGCAGUCAACUUUCCAUAACCCAAGUGGCCAGUAUCAAACAGCUCCGAGAGACACAGAGUACCCCCCAGAGCGCACCCCAAGUGAGGAGACCUUUGCAUCCCGCCUUGAGUCAGCCAGGCAGCCUCCAGCCCCUGUCCUUCCAGAACCCAGUGUAUCACCUCAACAAUCCCACCCCAUCCAUGCCAAAGGCCUCUGUGGAUUCCAGUUUGGAGAACUUAAGCACUGCCAGCUCCAGAAGCCAAAGCAAUAGUGAAGAUUUCAAACUCAGCGGACCCAGCAACAGCAGCCUGGAAGACUUCGCCAAACGCAGCACCCAGAGCGAAGACUUUUCUCGGAGGCACACGGGGCCAGACAGACACAUACCUCUGGCCCUUCCACGGCAGAACAGUACCGGGCAAGCGCAGAUCCGCAAGCUGGACCAGGCCGGGCUGGGCGCCCGGGCCAAAGCCCCCCAGUCCUUGCCCCACAGCGCUUCCUUAAGGAGCACAGGAAGCAUGUCGGUAGCUUCUGCGGCCCUCAUGGCCGAGCCCGUGCAGAAUGGAAGCCGGUCCCGGCAGCAAUCCUCCUCCUCCAGAGAAAGUCCCGUCCCCAAAGUGAGAGCGAUCCAGCGGCAGCAGGUGCAGCCGGUUCAGUCACCUGUAGACUCUGCCACAAUGUCUCCAGUGGAGAGAACGGCAGCCUGGGUUCUGAAUAAUGGGCAAUACGAAGAAGACGAAGAAGAUGCUGAGCAAAAUCAAGAUGAUGUCAAGCAUGCAGAAAAGUACGAACAAGAGAUUGCCAAACUGAAAGAGCGCCUGAAAGUGUCCAGCCGAAGACUGGAGGAGUACGAGCGACGGCUCCUGGUGCAGGAGCAGCAAAUGCAGAAGCUCCUGAUGGAGUACAAAGCCAGGCUGGAGGACAGUGAGGAGCGUCUGCGCAGGCAGCAGGAGGAGAAGGACAGUCAGAUGAAGAGCAUCAUCAGCAGGCUGAUGGCUGUUGAAGAGGAGUUAAAGAAAGAUCAUGCUGAGAUGCAGGCAGUUAUUGAUGCAAAGCAGAAAAUCAUCGACGCACAGGAAAAGCGGAUCGUAUCCCUGGAUUCAGCCAAUACACGGCUGAUGAGUGCCCUAACCCAGGUGAAGGAGCGCUACAGCAUGCAGGUCCGCAAUGGCAUCUCGCCCACCAACCCCACCAAGCUUUCCAUCACGGAGAAUGGUGAAUUCAAAAACAGCAGCUGCUGACCAGCUCCUCUGAAGAGACAAUGGAGAUGGAAAGAAACCGUAUUGGAAAAUCCAAACCCAUCCCUCUGUUCCCAGCCCUUUGCCCUGCCCCUCCAGGUUUACAGAAUGCUGCUAAGUUGGAAUGGCAACAUAGAGGAACUAUUGAGUGGUGAAAGAAACCCUCUCCUUCAGGGCACAAGACUGUGACUCCAAAGUCAAUGCUCUCCCCCAUAUCUCUUUGUACAUAAAGAACUCAGUUCUGGGCCAUGUACAGAAAUUGCCACUGUAAUAUACCAAAAGGAAGUUAAUAAUGUAGAUUACCUUUUUAAUUAUUGCUAUUUUUAUUAUUGUUGUUUUUCUCUUGUUAAAAGCACUGCAGUUGGUGGAGAAGGAAAAAUAGGAAUUAUAUGUGAGUGAGGAAAUGAGCCUGUAGGUUUAGUAGAAAGAAACGACAUCUGACUGAAAAAAGCCCAUGGACUAUAGCAACGGCUUGGCAGAAUUCACUUUUUUAAGAGGUUGUUCUGUGGGUUUAAAAACAAUCUUUGAUUUGUUUAAAAAAAGCAAAACAAAAUAAAACAGCAAGACCCAAUCAAAAGAAAUAGAUACCAGUGGUUACCUAAGAUUGGAUUUGGCCUGUCCACUAUUACAAGGUGCAGAGGCCAAAAGUUACUGCAGUAUCGUUGGAUUUUGGGGAUAAUAUCUAGGUUCCUAUCAGUCAAUGUAUUUCCUUCUCUCUAGGGCUGAUUUUCUCUUUAGUAGAUGAAAGGGAAUAUCAAGUUUUAAAUAGGGGAUUUUUUUUUACCCCAGUUGUAAUAAAGGGUAUUUUUUCCUUUUUAGAGUUUACAAAACUGUAAAUAUUUGUCUCUAAAUGCCAUCCUGCAUCUUUGUAUACUUCAGUAUCCUCUCCUCACCCAUAAUGGGAACAAUCAUACCAAAAAGGAUAUAUUCACCAUUAUCUAAGUCAUCCAAAUCUGUUAUCCAUAUUCCAUCUGGAAAAAAAUAAGCAGAUUUAUUGUUUCUGCCCUCUUACCGCAUCCCCCCACCCCCAAAAGGGCUAACUAAACAACAUCAAGACACCCUAUAUAAUGGCUAAUUUUCAAAUAUUAUCAUAAAUACUUUUCUACCUUUUAAAAUCAUUAUGUUUAUUCGGAUUUAGAUUUUAUCUAUUGAAGUGACAAACUGG
Molecule: messenger RNA, 5014 nt
Organism: Gracilinanus agilis (Agile Gracile Mouse Opossum)
Lineage: Eukaryota; Metazoa; Chordata; Mammalia; Didelphimorphia; Didelphidae
Gene: RASAL2
Product: RAS protein activator like 2
Exons: 18
Coding region: 10-3852 (1280 amino acids)
Biological process (GO): regulation of GTPase activity
Source: RefSeq, a predicted model, not a curated record